Tetrahymena thermophila SB210 is the source of this 963-nucleotide messenger RNA. RefSeq names its product papain family cysteine protease. Gene Ontology annotation, molecular function: cysteine-type endopeptidase activity. The transcript has a single exon. NCBI's taxonomy places the organism in Eukaryota, Ciliophora, Oligohymenophorea, Hymenostomatida, Tetrahymenidae. The record is from RefSeq and is a predicted model, not a curated record. Gene Ontology annotation, cellular component: lysosome.
AUGAACAAGACUCUCAUCUUAGCUUUAGUUGGUGUUUUGGCUUUAACUGCCACCACCUUGGUUGCUUUCCACAACCACUCUCACAACAUCAGAGUUGACUAAGACCCCGCCACUCUCUUCAAGCAAUUCAAGCAAACUUACAAUAAGAAGUAUGCUGAUCCUACUUUCGAAACCUACAGAUUCGGUGUCUUCACCCAAAACUUAGAAAUCGUCAAGACUGACUCUACUUUCGGUGUCACCUAAUUCAUGGACUUAACUCCUGCUGAAUUCGCUCAACAAUUCCUCACUUUACACGAAAAGGUUAACAGCACCGAAGUUUACAGAGCUUAAGGUGAAGCUACCGAAGUUGACUGGACUGCCAAGGGUAAGGUCACCCCUGUUAAGAACUAAGGUUCUUGUGGUUCCUGCUGGGCUUUCUCCACCAUUGGUGCCGUUGAAUCUGCUCUUUUGAUUGCUGGUCAAGGUGAAUAAAACACUCUUAACCUUGCUGAAUAAGAAUUAGUUGACUGUGCUAAGUCCCCCAAGUACGACUCUGAAGGUUGCAACGGUGGUUGGAUGGUUGAAGGUUUCAAGUACAUCAUCGACAACAAGAUCUCCUAAACUGCUAACUAUCCCUACACUGCUAAGGAUGGUAAGUGCAAGGACACCUCUUCCUUCAAGAAGUUCUCUAUUUCUAAGUACGCUGAAAUCCCCUAAGGUGACUGCAACUCCCUCAACUCUGCCUUAGAACAAGGUCCUAUCUCCGUUGCUGUUGAUGCCACCAACUUCUAAUUCUACACUUCUGGUGUCUUUAAAAACUGCAAGGCCAACCUCAACCACGGUGUCCUCUUAGUUGCCAACGUUGACUCUUCUCUCAAGAUCAAGAACUCCUGGGGUCCUUCUUGGGGUGAAAAGGGUUUCAUCAGAUUAGCUGCCGGUAACACUUGCGGUGUCUGCAAUGCUGCCUCUUACCCUAUUGUUUGA